ACGGUCGAUAAUUAGGAUUUGAUUUUGUACGGAAUUAUAGUGCAUGCAGUUUUCCUUUUUGGUAAAAAUUAUAAUUAUUGCAUGUAUUAUUAUGUAUAGGAUUUGCCAGCUACUUUCACACUACUAACUAAUUAAGGUUAACAAUAAUCUAAUCAAAUUUAAACUCAAUCAUCUCAAACUCUAUAUAAAUUAACACAUAAUUUUCUUAAUAAAUUGCGUCUUCUUUUCUCCAAGAAAUUAAACACUUUAAUCAUGGAGCAAAAAACCACCGUCCUCUUUGUACUCUUAUUCUCUUUGGCCUCCUUUCUAUCUCUCCCAGUCCCAACCACCGCAUCUCCGCCUGUAUCCGCGGUUUUUGCCUUUGGUGAUUCAACGGUGGAUUCCGGCAACAACAAUCGCCUCCCAUUCACCCUUUUCAGAAGUGACCACCCUCCAUACGGCCGGGACUUGCCAAACCACGUCCCGUCCGGAAGGUUUACCAAUGGAAAACUAUCAACGGACUUCAUGGUCUCCAUACUUGGCCUCAAGGACUUGUUACCUGCUUACCGUGAUCCGAGACUGACCGACCGUGAAUUGCUAACGGGUGUCAGUUUCGCGUCAGGCGGUAGCGGGCUGGAUGAUCUGACUUUGGCCGUGUCAAAAGCCACGAGUUUGGGGAGGCAGUUGGAGGAAUUUGAUGAAGCGUUGGGGAGGAUGAGGAGAACUGUUGGGGAGAAGAAUUGUAGUGAGAUUGUAAACAACGCUGUGUUUGUGAUUAGUGUUGGUACUAAUGACAUGGUGUUUAACCUCUUCGAUCUACCUGUUACUGCGAGGAAAAUCGAGUUUUCACCUUCAGGAUACCAGGAUUUUCUUCUCCGCGGACUCGGGUCUUUCAUUCAGAACCUGUACCAAAGGGGAGCGAGGAGAUUCCAGGUGGCAGGUCUUCCACCAAUUGGAUGUCUGCCAAUGCAGCUGACAAUUGGCAGCGUCUUUAACGGGCUUCGGCGUGUGUGCGUAGAACAACAAAACACGGACUGUCAGGCUUACAACACCAAGCUCCAAGGCCUCAUUCCCAGCUUGCAAGCCUCCCUUCCCGGAUCCAGGCUCGCCUAUUUCGACUCCUACAAUCCCAUCUUGGACAUGUUCAACAACCCAUCUAAAUAUGGGUUUGUGCAAACGCAUGAAGGAUGCUGUGGUACAGGGAUGGUGGAGUUGGGCCCACUGUGCGGGCAGCUUUCGCUGACGUGUCCAGACCCUUCUAAAUUUUUGUUCUGGGAUUCCAUGCAUCCUUCCCAAGCAGCGUACAAAGUUCUUGCUGACAUAUCUGCGAGGACGGUCUUACCGCACCUUACUGCUUGAUU
Molecule: messenger RNA, 1340 nt
Organism: Pyrus x bretschneideri (Chinese white pear)
Lineage: Eukaryota; Viridiplantae; Streptophyta; Magnoliopsida; Rosales; Rosaceae
Product: GDSL esterase/lipase At2g40250-like
Exons: 3
Coding region: 253-1338 (361 amino acids)
Molecular function (GO): hydrolase activity, acting on ester bonds
Source: RefSeq, a predicted model, not a curated record